Messenger RNA from Ceratitis capitata (Mediterranean fruit fly), 4951 nucleotides. RefSeq names its product negative elongation factor A (gene Nelf-A). Gene Ontology annotation, biological process: negative regulation of transcription elongation by RNA polymerase II. The record is from RefSeq and is a predicted model, not a curated record. Gene Ontology annotation, cellular component: NELF complex. Bases 208 to 4227 code for a protein of 1339 amino acids. NCBI's taxonomy places the organism in Eukaryota, Metazoa, Arthropoda, Insecta, Diptera, Tephritidae. The transcript is spliced from 7 exons.
UCACGCAUUAAUGCAACCGUGUUCGACGCCGCCAUUUAUAUUUUCGUUUCGGGAUUUCGUGUCAAAUUCUUGAUUGAGAAAAGUAAAGGCGAUUUAUUGUAAAAAAUUGUUGGUGAGGAGGUUUGCAGAGCAAUCUCAUAUUUUGUGGUACAGCAAUUACGUGUAGUGAAUUUGUGUUGAAUUAAAAAUAACACAAAACGUGAAAAUAUGGCAAAUGUGCGGGACAGCGACACUUCAUUGUGGCUGCAUAACAAACUCGGCACUUCGAACGAUUCGUGGAUAAGUGGGUCGAUAUGCUCGCAACUGAACAAGGAAGUGCUGCGCAACAUAAAGGAGUGUUUUCCGGAUUUACAGACUCAAGUGAAACUGAAAUUAUUGUUGAGUUUUUUUCAUAUACCACGAAGAUUAGUAGAAGAGUGGAAAGCAGAAUUGGAGGAAGUGAUUGAAGUUGCCGGCUUAGAUUCUGAAUUAUGGGUAUCAAUGUUGGCAGAAACAAUGAAAACUUUUCCUGCGACUAGCUCACUAAAUACAGAAAUAUCGGAAUAUGAAGAUACGCGACCAAUCUUCACUGACAUGGUCAAUGACUUACGUAAAUUGGUUAGUAAGCAUUGCGAUUUGGGCAUGCUACCAUUAGAAUGUUUAUAUUUAAACAAGAAUGCCUUGGUUUCUGUGGUCGGUCAGCAACCAAAUCCUGUUAAGCAUUUCACUAUAAAACGUAAACCUAAGAGUGCCAAUUUGCGUACAGAACUUCUACAUAAGUCCGCUGACGCACAAUCAUCUUUGAAAAAGUCUUCUGCACCAACAAUACCGCUACGUUCCCGUGGUAUGCCACGUAAGAUGACUGAUACAACGCCACUAAAAGGAAUACCGUCCCGUGUGCCUUCCUUAGGAUUUCGAUCGCCCAAUAUUACUGGCACACCGCAACGUCCAAAUCUUAGUCGAACACCAGCGGGACGUAAGGAUGGUGGUAUCAAAUUAAUCGAAUUUACCGAACAGCCUUUGGGUUACGCGGCGGCCAAAAAACGCAAACGAGAACAACAAUUAGAAGAACAACAAAAGAAACAAGAGCAAAAACAAAUAGCUGCAGCAGCAGCAGAGAACGCAUCACCAAUAGCUACAUCGCCAACACAAACAAGUGCCGCAAACAACGUGGCGGGAGCCAGUGCUGCCCCCACUACACCCACCACUACAGCAAAUACAUUUGAAAUAAAGACGGAAGCAAUAUUAAGCGUAAAUUCAGGGGGUACCAGCGAAGAUAUGCUCAUAGAUAAUAAAGACCAUGUGUUGUCUACAAAAAUAGAACCCUCGACACCAGAAUAUGCACAAUCUCUCACUUACAUGCAACAACCAUCUUCUCCGAAAUCAUUGGACAAUAAACCCCAAAUUAAGCCAAUAGAAACAACAUCUACAAGUGUGACCAACUCCAUACUAACAUCAGCGCCUUCCGCCACAAUUUCAACUCCAACAAAAGUUAAUAGCAUGUCCACACAAACACAAACACAAACGCAAAUGCAAAUUCGAGCACCAGCACAGACGCAAGUUAAUAACAAUAGCAGUCCCAGCCUGAAUCACAGCCACAAACGUAUCAAACAAGAGAUCGAAAUAAAGAGUGAAGAAAUUUUAAUGCCACCAAAUAUUAAAGUGGAAAAAAUUGAACCACAAACCCAGCCUACGUUGUUGACGCAGCAAUUACCCCAGACACCUGCACGCUUACAGCAGCGUAUUAUUAUACAGCAACAGAAGCCUCCACAACAACAACAGCAACAACAACAAAUACAACAAUCACAACAGACCAUGCAAAAACAAACAACACAACAUGUACUCAUACGUGCGGCCCCACAGCAGCAAAAGCAAACAAUUAGCGGCUUGACACUGAGUGCUGGCAAUACAACUGUCACCAGACAAAAGAUUAACACAACCAACACAUCGCCUACUAGCUCGAAUACAAUGAUAAAAAUGGAAAAGUUGGAUAUAAAACCAAUGACACCGACGAAGAGUCCUGUAGCGAAUACGAUGUCCACUAAUCUUUACACCCAACAACAGUUGCGUCAGACGAAUAAUCCAUUGGCGAAUUUACCAAAUAAUAUUUCGGUGAAAAUAACAUCAACCAAAUCUUCGAAAGUUCAGUCAAUACCUCAGCAGAACUCGCAGCAGCAGCAACAGCAACAGCAACCAAUAUUAAUUAACAGUUCAACACCCGUGAUAAUUUCCUCAACGGCUGCGCCCGUCUCAAGAGCGAAACAGCUUGUCUCGUCUGGUACGUCAACUACAACAACGGCACAGUCAAUUAAGUCGAUGCCAUUGAGUCAGUUGAAGACCGCGGCCAAUAGUGGUCCGGUCAUCAUAUCUCAGACAAUCAUACAACCAGCUAAGCGUACAGCUAAUUCGGCAGCAGGACUUCAAUCCCAACACCAACAUCAGCAACAACAACAACAACAGACCCAUAUUCAACAACAGCAACAACAACAGCAACCAACAAUGCAACACUCGGUUAGUACAUCAACCAGUACUGCCCAGUAUAUUUUGACGACGACAACACCUCAAAAGCAACAACAACAAACACAACAACUUCAAACAUCCACCAUGCCGACACUCGCCACGUUCGCACGUCCUCAGCAGACCACCACUACGCUCUAUCAGUCUUCAGCAUCGGCCAACACUCAAACGCCAACAAAGAUUCUGUUGAAAACAUCACCGUCAGGCGUUAUGAUGACACCAGUGCGUCAACAGCAGAGUACGAAUGCUAUCAGCGGUAAUCCUCCACCGCUUAUAGCAACCUCAACUCAACAGCAGCAACAACAACAGCAACCUACUUUAUUAAACAUACAAAAUGUACAGCUGCCCAAUCGCCCUGUCACCAUACAACCAGCCUCGCAAGCAGCACAGCAGCAACAUCUGCAGGCUCAAUUACAACAGCAACAACCACAGCAACAUACAAUUGUAUCAAAUACGAGUGCCACACAGCAGCCGAAACUUACACAGGUGCUGGUGCAAUCGUCAAGCCCCGCAGGUGUUGCGGGUGCUGUUGGCAAUGUUGGUGGAGUCAAUGUAGCAAAUACAAAUGCUAAUAUGAAGAAUAAGACGAUUAUAUUGACACAGAAGGGUGUUAUAUUGCGCAAUAUCGGGGGUGAUAUGUAUCAGCAGAUACCGAUUAGUAACAUGAGUGGUCUACAGGGUCUUAACACGGGCGCUGGUACGACAUUAAUGACGACAGCGGCUGGUCCGCCAAGUUUAGUAAAGACAACUGGUCAAGGCUUACAGCAGGGACAAACAAUACAUUUGCAGCAACAAACUGGCACGCAAGCGAAACAGCAACAACAUAUACCAACGCUUAUUCCAACAAAUACGCUAUCGUCGCAGCACAUGAUCGUACAGCAACCCACACAAACGAACCUCAUUAAUACGCCUAACCAACAAACCAUCAUCCGACCAGUUAUCUCUAAUGUGCAAGGUAAUAGCUUGACCACGCUCCCACAAGGUCUAACACUUAUACAACGCCCGGGUCAACAGCCCCAGCUAGUGCAAGUACAGACCGCCAACAGUUCGGGUGGUAUAGGUCAACAACAACAACAACAAACACAAAUACAACGCACGAUAAUAACACAACCAGCUCAACAACAACAGCAACAAAUGCGACCACAACAGAUCGUGUUGCAACACAAGACACAGCCGCAACAGAGAAUUAUUACAACACAAACGGCAUCAGGUCAACCCCAGCAAAUACAAAUACAGCAGGGCACAUCAACAGGCAGCCUGCCACGUACCACACACAUCGUACAGGUGACACAACAGGCCCAACAACAACAACAGCAACAACCUCAGACACAACAGGCGCCACAGCGCAAAGGACUUUCACUAUCAAAUGAACAUGUUCAUAAAGCGCACGAAAUGUUCCGUAAAGCCAACCGCGUUUCUCGUCCGGACAAAGCGCUCAUAUUGGGUUUCAUGGCUGGCAUGCGUGAAAAUCCGCGACCCAACUCGGAGAAUGUAAUUGUGAUCAAAUUAGGCGAAACUGAGGAAAAAGUACAACAGGAUGAUGGCAGCACGGCGCUCUGUUUGGUGGAGUCACACAUCCGACUGGAUUACAAUACCGGGGAGUGGAAGACAUUCCAAAAUUAUCGGCGUCUCGAUCAAAGUGUACAAGGUCAGGGGGUUGAUGGCAGCACUAACAGUGGCACAGGCGGUGCCAGUGGUGUUAUGCAAGCACAGAAUUCGGUUGUAAUUUAAAGUCAGUACGUGCGUAGCUAUUAACAGAUGCUGUUGCAUAUAUAUUAGUGUAACAACUCUUAAUCACAAAUGUGACAUUUUGUUGUCAUAAACCGUGCAUUUGUGCUGGCAUUGUGACUACAGUUAUGCGCAGAGCCGAUAUUGCGUGCACGUGUGUGUACGACAAAUGGAAUUGCAGAAACCAUUUAACCAUUUUUAUCGUAAAAUGAAAUUACAAGUGAAAACAUAAAUGAACGUGGGUGUAAUUUGCGUAAAUUCGCUGAGCUUGCGACACCUAUUGAAAUGUAUUAACUCUAGCCAGUGCAGCAUUUAAAUACGCAUUAUUUUGCAAUUAAAUCGCUUAAAGAGAUGAAUCAAGUAUGUAAUUUGUCAUUAAUUACUCAUGAUUUGGUGGUGAAUAUUACAAAACAAAUCUAACCAAUUUUAUAUUUAUACAAAAGAGAUAUGAGUUUACUCCCCUCGGAUCACUUUAAAUUAUACAUUUUCAAUUGUAAUUAUUAAUUUAAAUUAAACGAAAAUAAGAGAACUUACACAAUAAACAAUAAUAAUACAAGGGAAUCUAAUUUUAUCACCAUGAAUAAAUGUAUAUAUACAUAUAUAAAAACAAUAUAUUAUAUAUAUGCAUAUAUGGGCUGUUUGCAAUGUCAUCUUAUAUUUCGUUUCGUACGCAGCUAAACCGUCAGUUAUUUUCUUUGUUGCGCUCGUGUCUCCAAAAAAAAAAAAA